Sinocyclocheilus grahami is the source of this 785-nucleotide messenger RNA. Its product is annotated as corticoliberin-2-like. NCBI's taxonomy places the organism in Eukaryota, Metazoa, Chordata, Actinopteri, Cypriniformes, Cyprinidae. The record is from RefSeq and is a predicted model, not a curated record. Gene Ontology annotation, molecular function: hormone activity. Gene Ontology annotation, cellular component: extracellular region. The transcript is spliced from 2 exons. Bases 369 to 785 code for a protein of 138 amino acids.
GUGCGCUGCUCUCCCUCGGCGCUUCAGUGCGUCAUCAACAGAGUCGCUCAAUUACCGGCGGUUGAAUCAGAUUCAUUAACACGAAUUAAGAAAGUCCCGGUUAAUUCAGAGGAGACUGACUCUCGAUUAAAUCUACAACGUGAACUAAACACACGACGGAAUGCAGGAGCAUUUUCAUUUUGGAUUUACUUGAACCGCAGCCAAUUAUUCCAUGACUCAUUCCGGUGAUUCUGUCAUCUCAGAAAUAAGAUGCUCUUCGCCUCAUAUAAAUAAACCCCACUGAUGCUCGAGAUGCACCGACAACCGACUCUCACAAACAAGGUCAUUUCCAGUAGACACCGACCCGAGAUAACCGGAAGUUUCCCUCAAUGAAGCUGCACGUGCUACUCGCUGCUGUGUCCCUCGGUGUGUUUGUCUCGCUUUCUGGAUCCGCCCCCGGACACACGAACACGCAGCUGCCGGUUCUGAUGCGCUCAGGAGCGGAGUACUUCAUCAGGCUGGACAACGCCGCUCACAGUCCGCGCGCGCCAGACCGGAGAUCACCGACACGCACCGAGGCGCUUCAGCUGCAGCUCACGCAGCGGCGGUUAGGAGGUAAGCUCGGUAGUGUCGGUAACGAGAUCAUAAACAGCUUCGAGGAGCGGGAGCGACGGUCUGAGGAUCCGCCAAUUUCGCUGGAUCUGACUUUUCACCUGCUGCGCGAGGUGCUGCAGAUGGCGCGAGCCGAACAACUGGCCCAGCGCGCGAGCAACAACCGCAAGAUUAUGGACGAUUUAGGAAAAUAA